This is a messenger RNA of Micropterus dolomieu (smallmouth bass), 4627 nucleotides long. It is a transcript of the gene rps6ka1, whose product is annotated as ribosomal protein S6 kinase a, polypeptide 1. The record is from RefSeq and is a predicted model, not a curated record. Gene Ontology annotation, molecular function: magnesium ion binding; ribosomal protein S6 kinase activity; ATP binding. Gene Ontology annotation, biological process: intracellular signal transduction; positive regulation of DNA-templated transcription; protein phosphorylation. NCBI's taxonomy places the organism in Eukaryota, Metazoa, Chordata, Actinopteri, Centrarchiformes, Centrarchidae. The coding region runs from base 644 to 2851 and encodes 735 amino acids. The transcript has 22 exons.
AAUUACAGCUCGAGUUGGAGCGUGCUCGUACUACAGAGCUACACUGAGGUCUCUGCGCGCAUCGCACACUGCUGGGAAACGAGCGGACAGAGCGAAGUCUUCCUUUCUGCCCGGGAGAAGCCACGAGCACACUGGGAGGAAGACGUUCGGCUCUGAUACCACGUCGAUUGCAAAGACAGCACGGACUCUUACUGUCUGGCUAAUUCCUGUAGGUGCCAUUAGACUCCUGCAAAACCCUGUUAAAGGGUCACGGUGUUGGGCUGUCCUCUCUCUCCCGCUUGUCAAACCCAAAUCCUGAGUAACCAACGCGCGUUACCUGGACGAACACAAGGUUUGUUUGGUUUUUAUGGUGUUUCAAGCUGGAUUAUCACCUUCAGCCAGUACACACAGGUGGCCAGCCAACGCCAGCGAAGGAUUACAAUUGUUUGUAAAGCUCCUGGUUGUGCUUGCAGCGUCUGCAUGCGCGUCUUUUUCUCUGAGCAGAGAGCGAAGUGCUGAUAAAUCUGCUCCACCUGGACUUUGGACCUGAGUGAGGUGCUCCUCAGUGAACUGCACUUGACAGGAGCGGCACCGCCAAGUCUGGGAAGACCCUAUUCGUUGGCUACUUGAGCAACUGAGGGGGGGAACUGAAGAUCCUGCGAAAAUGCCGCUUGCACAGAUCGCGGAGCCAUGGCCCACAAUGGAACUAGUGCAGCUCGAAACGGAGAACGGGCAGAGCACGGCUGAGGAUGGAAUCACGCCUGCAGUCAAGGAAGAUGGAGACAUCAAGGAGAUCAACAUUACCCAUGUGGUCAAGGAGGGCUCAGAGAAGGCUGAUGCCUCUCAGUUUGAACUGCUCAAAGUUUUGGGACAGGGAUCCUUUGGCAAGGUGUUCCUGGUGCGAAAGGUGACCCCUCCCGAUGCCAACCAGCUCUACGCCAUGAAGGUCCUGAAGAAGGCCACACUCAAAGUGAGAGACCGCGUGAGAACCAAGAUGGAGAGAGACAUCCUGGCAGAUGUCAACCACCCAUUCGUUGUCAAACUGCACUAUGCAUUCCAGACUGAGGGGAAGUUAUACUUGAUCCUGGACUUUCUCAGAGGCGGAGAUCUCUUCACUAGACUGUCCAAAGAGGUGAUGUUCACAGAGGAGGAUGUGAAGUUUUAUCUAGCAGAGCUGGCAUUAGGGCUGGACCACCUCCAUAGCCUGGGCAUCAUUUACAGGGACCUCAAACCUGAAAAUAUUCUCCUGGAUGAAGAGGGACAUAUCAAACUCACAGAUUUUGGCUUGUGUAAAGAAGCCAUUGAUCAUGAGAAGAAAGCUUAUUCCUUCUGUGGUACUGUGGAGUAUAUGGCACCGGAGGUUGUGAACAGGCAGGGGCACACCCACAGCGCCGACUGGUGGUCAUUUGGAGUACUAAUGUUUGAGAUGUUGACCGGAGCGCUGCCGUUUCAAGGGAAGGACCGCAAAGAAACUAUGAACCUGAUUCUGAAGGCGCGUCUGGGAAUGCCUCAGUUCUUGAGCUCAGAGUCCCAGUCUCUGCUCAGGGCUUUGUUCAAGAGGAACCCUGCCAACAGACUGGGAUCUGGUGCUGAUGGUGCAGAGGAGAUCAAAAGGCAUGGUUUUUUCUCCACCAUAGACUGGAAUAAACUCUUCAGAAGAGAAGUAAAGCCACCGUUCAGACCAGCGGUGGCACGUCCGGAUGACACCUUCUACUUUGACUCUGAGUUUACCUCCCGCACCCCUAAAGACUCCCCUGGCGUGCCCCCCAGUGCUGGAGCUCACCAGCUCUUCAGAGGCUUCAGCUUUAUUGCAUCAACUCUGUUAGAGGAGGAAGGAUCAGUUGAGCCAGUCAAGCCGCCGCCGCACCCAGUGGUCCAGCAAUUACACGGGAAGAACCUGCUGUUCAGCGAUGGCUACGUACUGAAGGAAGACAUCGGCAUGGGCUCCUUCUCCGUGUGUAAACGAUGUGUCCACAAAGCCACUAACACGGAAUACGCUGUCAAGAUGAUUGACAAGACCAGUACAGACCCCUCUGAGGAGAUUGAGAUUCUACUUAGAUAUGGACAGCACCCCAACAUCAUAACGCUGAAGGAUGUGUAUGACAACAAUAAGCAGGUGUUCCUGGUGACGGAGCUGAUGCGCGGAGGAGAGCUACUGGAUCGGAUCCUCAAACAGAAGUUCUUUUCUGAGAGAGAGGCCAGCGCUGUGCUUCACACCAUUACCAAGACUGUAGAGUACCUGCACUCGCAGGGGGUGGUCCACAGAGACCUGAAGCCCAGCAACAUCCUCUAUGUUGACGAGUCGGGGAAUCCAGAGUCUAUCAGGAUCUGCGACUUUGGCUUUGCUAAGCAAUUGCGUGCCAACAACGGCCUGCUGAUGACCCCGUGCUACACUGCUAACUUUGUAGCUCCGGAGGUGUUAAAGCGUCAGGGCUAUGAUGAAGGCUGUGACAUCUGGAGUCUGGGAGUCUUAUUGUACACCAUGCUGGCCGGUUUUACUCCAUUUGCCAAUGGACCUGAGGACACCCCAAAUGAGAUCCUGAACAGGAUAGGCAAUGGUCACUUCAGUCUGACUGGAGGCAACUGGGACACUGUGUCUGAUGCUGCCAAGGACCUUGUGUCCAAGAUGCUUCACGUGGAUCCCCAUCAGAGACUGACUGCUAAGCAGGUCCUUAAGCACCCCUGGAUUGUCCAGAGAGACAAAUUACCCAACAGCCAGCUCCCACACCAUGACCCCAAACUUGUCAAGGGUGCGAUUACGGCCACCUACUCUGCCCUGAAGAACUCCCAACCAACUCCAGAGCUUAAGCCCAUCGAGAGCUCCUUCCUAGCACAGAGGCGUGUCAAGAAGCUUCCCUCCACCUCCCUGUAGAGACUCAAAACAAUCUAUCAGCUCACUGGAGACUGACCAAAACCACACACCCUGGCUCCAACCGAUCAGCUAGCUCGGGGGACUCAGUGUCCACCUGCCCUCUUAUCAGCCAAGGAACACUGACUGUGGUCCUGUCCCCAUCUUGUGACAUCAGUUGUCUUGCUCUUGCUAUCAUCCUCCUUGUUCGGGCUCGUCAGCUGCUGUUAGCCAGUUUUCUUGGACUAGUAAAAGAUUGUGAAGAUGGAUGGGGGCGAUGAGGACAAAAAAAAAAAGGUGCAGGUUUUUGGCAGAUGUAUUUUUGCUGUGUGUGGGUGUGUGCUUGUGCGUGUGUGUGUGUGUGUGUGGGUGUGUGUGUGUGUGUGAGAGAGAGAGAGUGUUUGUGCAUGACCUGCCACAGAGUCGAUGCAGCCAUGUUUUUGAUUGUGACGAUUACAAUUUUCUCUCCCCAUCAUUGCUGCAGUCGGUUACCAUUCAGCUUACUGCACGCCUGUCUGUCUGCCUGUUUUGUUGUCCGUCUCCCCGUUCUUUUUGUAAAGUUGAUGAGCUUUAUAUUACCGGGUGUGCUGCCAAAUCAACCUGUGCUCACAGCACAAAACCACAGUACUGUCCAACUGCUGUUAAAUGUUUUUGAAAGAGCAUUAUUAAUAUGAAUAUUAUACAUUACUGCCAUAAAUGCCUCUUUGGCUUUGGUAUAGCCAGAAUACGUGGAUUUUGGGAAAUGUCAAAUGCUGAUGUUUUGGUUACUGUCAAUCUAUGCUUGUAUUUUGUUUUAGUGUGUGCGUGUGAGAAAAUGGGCACGUGUGUCAGUUGCAUGACUUGGUGUGUGUGUGGGUGGGUGUGUGUGGACUGUCUUGCGGGAUGCUGCAGAGUCAUGUGCAUGGUCCAGUGACGUGAUGAUAUCAUGUGGCUUCCUUGUUUCUCUCCUCUCGCUUUUCUCUGCUUUGUCAACCUGCUGGCAACCAUUUGAAAUGUCUAUUCUUUUUAUUACUACAAAACUAGUAAAAUAGGUGGCUUUCUGUGAAAGAAAACUUGCCCAAGAAACAAUGUGGCAUGUUAAACGUUGUAUAUUUGCUUUGUUUUCUUUGUCUUUUUUCCCCAAGUUUUUUCCACUGUUUCUUGAAUGCUGUUUCCUGUGUUGGCUGCUUUUGUUGUUGACUGUUUUUUUUCUUUUCUUUUUGUCCAAAGAAAGUGGUGAUUAAAAAUAGUGAAAAGAUACGCUGAGCAUAUCACAGUCUGUGGACUUAAUGCUAUACAGGUCUCUCCUUCUGUUUUGAAAAGGGCAAAAGGCUCACUGUGUUUUAAUUUGAGCACUCCAACACAGCCCCCCUCCCCCUUAAAAACUGAAAAGUGUGGACUAUCUUCAGUAGUCUUGUGUUUAACUCUUUCAUUCAUGAAAUUUUAAUUGCCAUUGAUUCUGAUGAUUAUAUGACUUAUUUUCAUUCACUUGAUUUGAGACAUCCUAAAGAACAGGAAAUGUGUCUCAGUGUAAGUUGCUUCAUAGGGUAGGUCCUGCAUUCAUUUCAGUGCCUAGGCCUACAGGUGAGGCAGAAUGUCUUACAUGGAUAGCACAUACUAACAAACCAAACAGCCUGGACAAAAGGGAAGACUUGUGUGGCCCAGUUGUCUUACCUCAAAAGGGAUCAAUGUUAUAUAUAAUUCUUGUUUGGUGGCAAAACUCUCCCUUCCUUGACUAAAUUUAUGGUAAGAAGUUAUUGUAUGAUAAAGAUGAAGAGUUUUAUAUCUUACAAAUAUUAAAAAUUCAGUUGCUAUGACAAA